Molecule: messenger RNA, 2643 nt
Organism: Teleopsis dalmanni
Lineage: Eukaryota; Metazoa; Arthropoda; Insecta; Diptera; Diopsidae
Product: protein anoxia up-regulated
Exons: 7
Coding region: 190-2052 (620 amino acids)
Source: RefSeq, a predicted model, not a curated record
AAAUUAAAUUGGCUGUACAGAAGACGAAGAUUUCAGAAGAUCUCGAACGGGCGCAAAGUGAACACACGAGGCGAAUAAAAUAAAUAUUCAAUAUUUACUCGAGUGGUCUUAUAAAUAAUUUAUAAAUUAUAAAUUAUUAACAUUUUUAUUUAAUUAAUAAUUAAAUUCAACUAAACUAAACGAACGAAAAUGGUUUACGAAAGCGGAUUUACUACUCGCAGAACCUACUCCAGCAGGCCAGUUACUACGUCGUAUACCGUAUCGUACCCAUCUGUACAUAGAGUAUAUAAAACGAGUUACCCAAUCUACUCAACGAUUCCAAAACGUAUAUUUUCUGGAACCCGCAUUGUUACAUCGCCAAUUCGUGUUGUAAGCUCACCAGCUCGCGUUACAACGACACGCAUUGUUCGUUCUCCAUCACCAGUGCGUAUUGUUCGGACUACAACUCGAGUGAUCUCUUCUCCGGAGCGUACCACCACCUAUAGUUAUACAUCACCAACAACUAUUUAUAGCCCAACAUAUGUACCAUCAACUUAUUACAGUUAUUAUACACCAUCUUCCUAUACGUACACUACACCAUCCUAUGUAUACCAACCCAUUUCACGUGUGUAUACACGCUCACUUAGUCCAGUAAGGAUAACAACUUCACCUGUACGUGUCACUCCUUCCUACCUAAAGAGAAUCCCAACAGGAUACGGUGCUCGUGCUCUAACUAAUUACCUCAACACCGAACCCUACACUACCUUCCAAGAUGAGACUAGAAGAAUUCGUCAUAGAGCACAAUCUUUGAUUCGCGAUGUGCACACUCCAGUUAUUCGUAGAGCACGCAGCGCCACACCCUUCCCAGUGAUAGGAUACAACUAUGAACCAACCUCACAGUUGGCUCUUGAUGCAUAUGUUGCCAGAGUAACAAACCCCGUGCGUCAUGUCGCUAAGGAAGUACAUAACAUUAUACAAUAUCCUGAAUCACCACGUAAAUAUGUAGUAGCGGAUCUGGACCCUUUCCGACCAACGAGAAAAUUUUCUGCUCCACUACCAUUGGAAAAUCCUGUGGAUGAAGAACACAGAGAGAAAGUUCGUAUGCGUCAGGAACGUCUUUUAACUGUAAAUGAAGAAGCUUUGGAUCAAGUAGAAUUGGAAAAAAAACAAGCUCAACGUAUUGAUGAAGCCAGACGUAAGGCUGAGAAGGCUCUGGAAGAACAAAAGAAACGCAAGGCUGAAGAAGAGGAACAAAAGCGUUUGGAAAGUGAACGUAAAACAAAAGCGGCUGAAGCAAAAGCUGCAGAAUCAAAAGCUGCACGUAAAGCUGAACAAGAAAAGGUGCGUUUAGCUGAAGAGCAAGCGCAACAAGCAGAAGCGGCUCGUGCCGCAGAAGAAGCACGAUUGGCAGAUGAGGCGCGUUUAGCUGAAGAAGCACGUUUAGCCGAAGAAGCACGUGUUAUUGAAGAAGCUCGUUUAGCCGAAGAAGCUCGAAAAGCUGAAGAAGCUCGUUUAGCAGAAGAAGCUGUAAAAGCUGAAGAAGCUCGUUUAGCCGAAGAAGCUCGAAAAGCUGAUGAAGCUCGUUUAGCUGAAGAGGCGCUUUUGGCUGAAGAGGCUCGUUUGGCAGAAGAAGCUCGUUUAGCUGAAGAAGCACGCGUUGCUGAAGAAGCUCGUCUUGCCGAGGAGGCACGUGUCGCUGAAGAAGCACGCAAGGCGGAAGAAGAACGUAUAGCCGAAGAACAACGUGUUCGUGAAGAAGAACUAAAUCGCUUAGCUGAAAUUGAAAAACAAGCAGCAGAGGAGCAAGAAGCUGAAUUAGCACGUCAAGCUGCCGAAUUAGCUGAAAUCGCCCGUCAAGAAGCUGAAAUUGCUGCCCAAGAGCUGCAAUCACUACAACAAGCAGCAUCUGAUACAAAUGUCACUGCCACAAGUUCUGACGAGCCAAUCGUUGAACAACCUGCCACUCCUGUCGAAGACAUAAAACAGGAACCAAUCAUCGAACUGAGCACAGGCAUCGAUGAAGUCAUAUCAGACACUGAUGCAAUCGCUACCGAAGAAUCUGAAGAAGAAUAAAAAUAUUAAAUAAAAACUUAUCUACACAUUACACAAUACACAAAACACAAUACACGAAACAUAAUACACAAUACACAACACAAACAUCAAAUUAUCAAAAUUUAAGUUGAAUUUCUACCGAAAGAACCACGAAUCUCUCACUUAUUGAACUUACAAGAAAUGUGUUCAAUGCAAUUUAUUUGCUGAAUUUUUUGCUAACAAAUAGCUUAGCAAAAUCAUUUUAAUUAUUAGAAUUUUGGUUAAAUUGUUCCUUUUUAUUAAAAAAAAAAUUAAUAUUAUAUAAACUCAUUGCUAAUAUAACCUAAGACAGGUUUAAAUCCUUUGAGAGAAGGACAAGUUUAAAUCCUUUGAAAGUACUGCGUGAAUUAGAAGAUCGCAAUGAAUGGGGCAAGGUUGUCGUAUAUCAGAAUCUACACCGAUAUAACGUCAUUAUCCUGUAUGCAAUGAUACGAAAUUUUUUGCCUCUAAAGUUCGGUCUUUGCUUUUAGUGCAUUUUCCUCUCACUCAUUUUGAGGGGCUUUACCCCUUUUUUUAUUUUAUUUACUCAUUAAAAAUCAUUGAAUUUGCUGAAAUGUGCAAAAAUAUUAUUAA